Messenger RNA from Microdochium trichocladiopsis, 1404 nucleotides. RefSeq names its product 26S proteasome subunit RPN7. The record is from RefSeq and is a predicted model, not a curated record. Gene Ontology annotation, cellular component: COP9 signalosome. The transcript is spliced from 5 exons. NCBI's taxonomy places the organism in Eukaryota, Fungi, Ascomycota, Sordariomycetes, Xylariales, Microdochiaceae. The coding region runs from base 1 to 1404 and encodes 467 amino acids.
AUGGAGGGCCAGGGGCUUCUAACCUUCUUCACGGAGAUGGAGAGUCAGGGAGGCACAAUCGUCAGAGAAACCCCCAAGCUGGACCUGGAGUUAUACAUUGCCAACUAUGGAGAUCGUUCACGGUUCGACAGGCUCCUGCUCAUCGGUCGAUCAUCGGUACCUUUAUGCAUCGAAGCCCUGAAAGGCGCAAUUGCCGAGGCGAAGAAGGGUACCGACAUUCAGCGAUAUCGUGACGCUUGGGAGUGCAUCCGGAUUGCAGCGCCUGGUGAGCCUGAGGCCACAUGGGAUGAGGCCUGGGUAACCAGUACCCAAAAGAGCAAUGCUGCUGAGACACACCGGCUAGAGACCGAGCUCAAGGGUUACAAGAAUAACCUUGUGAAAGAGAGCAUCCGGAUUGGCCAUCGAGACCUUGGGGAGCACCUGGAGAGAAUCGGAGAGCUUAAUGCGGCAGCCGACACGUACCUCAAGAUGCGACCAGAGGCGAGCACACAGUAUCACAUCACAGAUCUUGGCAAGCACAUCAUAAGUGUCAUGAUGCAGAAGCGAGAUUGGUCCAGUGUAUUGUCGAACAUCACCAAGAUUGUGGCUUCGAACUUGAGCGACGAGGACUCCAAGAACCUCCAACCCUACACCAAAAUGGUGACCGGGCUUGCUCAGCUGGGAUGCGAUCGAUACUACGAGGCAGCAAGGUCAUUUCUCGAGGUCGGAGAGCCUAGCAUAUGCCAGCAAUACAACGACAUCGCAAGCCCAAACGAUGUCGCCGUCUACGGAGGACUUCUUGCGCUCGCCUCCAUGGACAGGCAGGAAUUACAAGACCGUGUGCUUGACAACUCCGGAUUCCGCAACUAUCUCGAGCUCGAGCCGCAUAUUAGGAAGGCGGUCUCCAUGUUCGUCAACGGACGGUACUCGGCGUGUCUGGCGAUGCUUGAGGCGUUUCGCACAGACUAUCUACUCGACAUCUACCUCCAAAAGCACGUCAAUGCCAUCUACUCGAUGAUUCGCAGCAAGUGCAUUGUGCAAUAUUUCUUGCCAUUCUCUUGCGUCACCCUAGAGAGCUUGCAUGCAGCCUUCGCCAGGCCUGGUGAGUCACUUGAGAAAGAGCUUGUCACCAUGAUCAGGAGUGGAACUCUGAAAGCUCGGAUCAAUACGAUCGACAAGCUACUGGUCGCAGUCUCGACGAAUUCAAGGGUGGCAAUGCAGAACAAGGCCCUCGAGACAGCGCGCAACUACGAGAAGGAGGCAGUUGACAGGAUCCGCCGGAUAAGUCUGGCAGCAGCAGACCUCGAGGUCAAAGGCACGUCGCGGAAAGCUCCGGGCUCGAACAGGGCCGAGACAAGCAAUGUCGAGCAAUGGUUGGACGACUCCCGCCGGCCAAAUGCUCAUGUAGACGACUCUCUCAUGUGA